AUGUCGACAGCACCCGAGUUCAACUCAUCCCAGCCUGCUGGAGGCAACCCUCUUGAGGUUGAUGUCAAUGCUCAAUAUGCAGGUCUUGAAUUUCACUAUGUCUACCUCAUGGUCUGCGCUUUCCUCGUAUACCUGAUCAUCCCUGGUAUCGGUUUGCUCUAUGGAGGUCUCGCGCACAAGAAGAGUGGUCUUUCGUUGCUCUUCCAGAGUAUGCUUGUCGGAGCGAUCGUCACAUUUCAAUGGAUGUUCUGGGGCUAUUCGCUUGCCUUUUCUCGCACCGCUGGCCCCUUCAUCGGAGACAUGGCCAACUUUGGUCUGAGAAAUGUUGCUGCUGCACCCUCGCCUGGCAGUGCUGUGCUCCCCGAGAUCGUCUUCUGCCUUUACGAGCUUCUCUUCGCUGCUUGCACAGUACAGAUCGUCGUUGGUGGUGCCUUCGAGCGUGGUCGCAUCCUUCCUUCUCUCAUCUUCGCUUUCUGCUGGUGCACUAUCGUCUACUGUCCCAUCGCUUGCUGGACCUGGAACGCCAAUGGUUGGCUCUUCAAGCUUCCUUCGCUUGAUUACGCUGGUGGUGGUCCCGUCCACAUUGCAAGUGGAUGGGCUGCUCUGGCCUACGCUUUGGCACUUGGCAAGAGAACAUCCAAGGAUCACCAUGCUGCCCACAAGCCCCACAACUCUACCCUCGUCUUCGUCGGUACCGUCCUCAUCGUCUUUGGUUGGUUCGGCUUCAACGGUGGUAGUGCUCUCAACGCCUCGGUCCGUGGUAUGAUGGCUGCCUUCAACACCCAGGUCGCUGCCUCCACUGGUAUCCUUGGUUGGGUCAUUGUUGAUGCCAUCCGUCAGAAGGGACGCUUCUCUGUUGUUGGUGCCUGCGAGGGUGCUAUUGCUGGUCUUGUCGGUAUCACUCCUGCUGCUGGUUACGUCAACCCUUGGUUGGCCGCAGUCAUCGGCUUCUUGACUUCAGUCGUCUGCGCCCUCCUCCAGGAUAUCAACGAAUGGCUCCGUAUUGACGAUGGUCUUUACGUCUUCAAGCUUCACGGUAUUGGUGGUAUGAUGGGUUCGUUCUUGACCGGUAUCUUUGCCAAUCAAGCCAUUUCUGCCCUUGACGGUGUCACACUCGCUCCCGGUGCAUACAACGGUAACGGUAUUCAGGUUGGCAAGCAGUUUGCCGAGAUUACUGCCAUCUCUGCCUACUCGUUUGUUGUCAGCUACGUUCUUCUCAUGAUCAUCAAGUACAUUCCUGGCAUGCACUUGCGUGUCGACAAGGAGGCUGAGAUCAGAGGUCUCGAUCUCGAUCAGUUCUUUGACGAGGAGAUGGACCACUGGGACCUCAGCCCUGCUGGCAUCGAUGUCAUGCAGUCAGGUCAGAGAGACUACACCCAUGGUGUUCCUCAAACUCGUGAGGGCUCUCUUACCCCCAACGAUACCACUCCUGUGGCUGAGAAGAAGUGA
Aureobasidium subglaciale EXF-2481 is the source of this 1449-nucleotide messenger RNA. RefSeq lists its product as uncharacterized. NCBI's taxonomy places the organism in Eukaryota, Fungi, Ascomycota, Dothideomycetes, Dothideales, Saccotheciaceae. The record is from RefSeq and is a predicted model, not a curated record. Bases 1 to 1449 code for a protein of 482 amino acids. Gene Ontology annotation, cellular component: plasma membrane. Gene Ontology annotation, biological process: ammonium transmembrane transport. Gene Ontology annotation, molecular function: ammonium channel activity. The transcript has 3 exons.